Molecule: messenger RNA, 2408 nt
Organism: Nycticebus coucang (slow loris)
Lineage: Eukaryota; Metazoa; Chordata; Mammalia; Primates; Lorisidae
Gene: PPAT
Product: phosphoribosyl pyrophosphate amidotransferase
Exons: 11
Coding region: 145-1698 (517 amino acids)
Biological process (GO): purine nucleotide biosynthetic process; purine nucleobase biosynthetic process
Molecular function (GO): amidophosphoribosyltransferase activity
Source: RefSeq, a predicted model, not a curated record
GCCGCCGCAGUAGCUAAGGCCUCUAGUAGCCGGGAAGGAAGCGGCUCGCGCGAGCUUCUGAGACUUACGGGCCGAGCUGGCUGCUGGUUGGUGCCUGGACCUCGGCAGCGGCAGCAGGUCCCUCCACGUGCUUUCGGCAGCGACAUGGAGCUGGAGGAAUUGGGGAUCCGGGAGGAAUGUGGCGUGUUUGGGUGUAUCGCCUCAGGAGAAUGGCCCACGCAGCUAGAUGUGCCGCAUGUGAUCACUCUGGGACUCGUGGGGCUGCAGCACCGAGGUCAAGAGAGUGCUGGUAUUGUGACCAGUGAUGGGAGUUCAGUGCCAACAUUCAAAACGCACAAGGGCAUGGGUCUUGUAAAUCACGUUUUUACUGGAGAUAAUUUGAAGAAAUUAUAUGUUUCGAAUCUUGGAAUUGGACAUACGAGGUACGCCACUACAGGAAAAUGCGAAUUAGAAAAUUGUCAGCCCUUUGUUGUUGAAACGCUUCAUGGGAAAAUUGCGGUGGCACAUAAUGGUGAAUUGGUAAACGCUGCUCGAUUAAGGAAAAAGCUUCUGCGACAUGGUGUUGGCCUAUCAACAAGCUCUGAUAGUGAAAUGAUCACCCAGUUACUAGCAUACACCCCUCCUCAGGAACAAGAUGAUACUCCAGACUGGGUAGCAAGGAUUAAAAACUUAAUGAAGGAAGCACCCACAGCAUACUCCCUGCUUAUAAUGCACAGAGAUGUUAUUUAUGCAGUACGAGAUCCUUAUGGAAAUCGGCCCCUAUGCAUUGGUCGUCUUAUUCCAGUAUCUGAUAUAAAACACAAAGAGAAAAAAACAUCAGAAACAGAAGGAUGGGUGGUGUCUUCAGAAUCCUGUAGCUUUUUAUCUAUUGGUGCAAGAUAUUAUCGUGAAGUCUUGCCUGGAGAGAUUGUGGAAAUAUCCAGACAUAAUGUUCGAACUCUUGAUAUUGUUUCAAGGUCUGAAGGAAACCCAGUUGCUUUUUGUAUCUUUGAAUAUGUUUAUUUUGCAAGACCAGAUAGUAUCUUUGAAGACCAAAUGGUAUAUACAGUGAGAUAUCGUUGUGGCCAGCAGCUGGCGAUGGAAGCUCCUGUGGAUGCAGAUCUGGUUAGCACUGUUCCAGAAUCCGCGACACCUGCUGCUCUCGGCUUUGCAGGAAAGUGUGGACUUCCAUAUGUGGAGGUGCUGUGUAAAAACCGAUACGUAGGAAGAACCUUCAUUCAGCCAAACAUGAGAUUAAGACAACUUGGUGUUGCAAAAAAAUUUGGAGUAUUGUCGGACAACUUUAAAGGCAAAAGAAUUGUUCUCGUAGAUGAUUCCAUUGUGAGGGGCAAUACCAUCUCACCUAUAAUAAAAUUGCUCAAAGAAUCUGGUGCAAAAGAGGUACACAUUCGAGUAGCCUCACCACCAAUUCGGUAUCCCUGCUUCAUGGGAAUAAACAUUCCCACAAAAGAAGAGCUUAUUGCUAAUAAACCAGAAUUUGAUCACCUUGCAGAAUAUCUAGGAGCAAACAGUGUCGUGUAUCUGUCAGUAGAAGGACUGGUUUCAUCUGUACAAGAAGGGAUAAAAUUUACAAAACAGAAAGUGGAAAAGCGAGAUACUGUGAUUCAGGAAAACGGGAAUGGUGUGGAAUGUUUUGAAAAGAAUGGUCAUUGUACAGCGUGUCUCACUGGAAAAUACCCUGUGGAGUUAGAAUGGUAGCUGUUAGGGGCAGAUAGGUCAUUUCAAGAUACAGAAUUGGUCAAGAAGUUACAGUGGUUGUACCUUCUCUGUUACUGUUACUUUGUUGGUACAAUAUAAAAUGCCAAUGCUUAUGUUUUACCUUUGUAUUUUUUAUGAUUUUUUUUUUUUGAAGAGGGUACCAAAGUGCUAUAUUUGAACUAAUUAAUUGUAACAAUUGCUAAUUGUAUAUAAUAUAACAAUAGGUGGUAUUCUUCUUUUUUUUUUUUUCCUCCCCCAAAAAUGUCAUUCUAGGCAAGGUAUUUCUUUUUUAUACAAGCAUUGGCUAGCCUUUUGUACCUGGUCCAAAAAGGCAAGUAGUAACUAUCAUUUGCCAUGUCUGUGCUUUGAAGGAUUUGCGAGAGGUUAGGCUUAAGACCGGAGGUGUGAUGCAGACAGGACAAGUGACUUAAAGAUGACAUUUCGUGUGAGGUUUGAAUCCAUUACACAUGGUGUUUACCCUCUACCAUUCUGGCUAUAGUUAUGACCUUGGCUUCACUGACUAUCCUUAAACAAAACUUUAAGAAAAAUAUAUAUACUAGCCGGGCGUUGUGGCGGGCACCUGUAGUCCCAGCUACUCGGGAGGCUGAGGCAAGAGAAUCGCCUUAAGCCCAGGAGUUGGAGGUUGCUGUGAGCUGUGUGAGGCCACGGCACUCUACCGAGGGCCAUAAAGUGAGACUCUGUCUCUACAA